ACAUUCCAAUCACCCGCCAUAUCCGGACUAUUGCCACGCUGGCAAUCCGAGCGAACAUUGGACGUACCAAUCAAAACGCACCGCUUCAGUCUAUAUAAUAACGCCACCCCAUAUUCGCUCCAUUCCCACCAUCAUAAAACUCUUUUGAAACAAAUCUCUUCGUCUCUCCCCCUCAGUAUUCGAAUUUCUAUCAUUUUUUCACAGAGAAUCCAACCAUGAGCUCUCAAACUAUCUCUGCCAAGGGAGGAAGAGGCCGAUCCAAAGAUACCAAGUCGGUCUCCAAGUCAGCGAGGGCCGGUCUUCAGUUCCCCGUCGGCCGGGUCGCUCGCUUCCUGAAAAAAGGACGGUACGCUGAGCGAGUCGGAUCCGGUUCUCCGGUUUAUCUUUCUGCCGUUCUCGAGUACCUUGCUGCUGAGGUUCUGGAGUUGGCGGGGAAUGCAGCUAGAGACAACAAGAAGAACAGGAUUGUUCCGAGGCAUAUUCAACUUGCGGUGAGGAACGACGAGGAGUUGAGUAAGCUGUUGGGGGGUGUGACGAUCGCCAAUGGUGGGGUGUUGCCGAAUAUUCAUCAGAAUUUGUUGCCGAAGAAAUCCGGCAAGGGAAAGGGCGAGAUUGGAUCUGCGUCGCAGGAGUUUUAGGGUAGGAGAAAUAGUUGUUUGGGAAUUAGGGGUGGGGGGUUAUUUGGGAAUUUGAAGGAGCAUACAGAAGUCUGAUGUAAUGAAAGUUUCAAAACUCAUCUGUAAAAAAAUCUUCUUUUUUGAGUAAUGGGAAUUAAGAAUUGACUUUGUUCA
Molecule: messenger RNA, 791 nt
Organism: Carica papaya (papaya)
Lineage: Eukaryota; Viridiplantae; Streptophyta; Magnoliopsida; Brassicales; Caricaceae
Product: histone H2AX-like
Cellular component (GO): nucleosome
Molecular function (GO): structural constituent of chromatin; protein heterodimerization activity; DNA binding
Source: RefSeq, a predicted model, not a curated record